AUGGGGUGUCGUCAGCAUCGCUUAUCACCGCAGUACAUGCCACUACCCACUCCUGCUUCUCAGUGGAAAGGGACUUCUUCAAAGGCAGAUGCAAAUGAUAUCACACAGAGUGUAAAUAUGCCAAGGGCAACAAGUUCCCCAACCGCCACCAAAGAGCAGACAUUUCGUACAGAAAGGUGCAAAAGUGAACAGCUUACCCCCCAGCAAGAUGUAUCGUCAACACCUCAGUCACCCCCUGAACCAAGUCAUACCCAGCUUCAGCAAGUAUUGUUGCAAACACUUCAGCAUCUCACCCAGAAGUCAGUUUGCCAAGUGCCGCAACCUCAGUUGGCCGAAUCACAACCAGACGAGGCUCCCCGGCAAGCCAUCGCAGAUGCACUUAAACAAGGUCCCACACUUCCGAAAAUAGAGUUGAUGAAGUUUGGAGGAGAUCUGUCUGAGUAUGGUGAGUUUGUUGCCAAUUUCCGUGACAAUAUUGAAAGCCAGGUGUCUGAUGAUUCACAAAGACUUACUCACUUACUUGCUCAGUGUGUUGGAAAGGCGAGAGAUGCUAUUAAAAGUUGUGUUAAUCUUCCUGUUCGUCAGAGAUACAAUGCAGCCUGGAAAACCCUGUUGAAGAACUUUGGACAGCCUCACAUGGUGGCUGAUGCUCAUAUGAGAAAGUUGAGGGAGUACAACCUGAGAAGAGUCGAUGCCACAAACCUCGUGCUAUCAGUGCUCUGGACCUCAUGCGAUUUGGCAUUGCGAGGUUUUUAG
Messenger RNA from Orbicella faveolata, 756 nucleotides. RefSeq lists its product as uncharacterized. The record is from RefSeq and is a predicted model, not a curated record. Lineage: Eukaryota; Metazoa; Cnidaria; Anthozoa; Scleractinia; Merulinidae.